UAAAGGUGUUCUUCCCCACUUCCCAACAGGCCAGGGCCCGACCAUCCUCUUUGCUACCCUGGGCAGUCCUUGCUUCGGGCUCUUGAACAGUCCUGCUUUUUGUUUGAACCAAGUGUAGCUGGACUACGGGAUUAGAGUACCGAGAACGCUGUUGUGUGCAGGGAGGACGAAGAGUGGCACCGGGGAAGGUAGCUGCCCCUCAGCCCUUGCGUAGAUCGAGAUGGACCCGAGGCAGAGGCAGAGCUCUCGGCCCCAAGUCGGCUUUCCUUCCCGGGCGCAGACUGAGGAGGGGUGCAAGGGGAGGAGCAUUGGGCUGGGCUUUCCAGCUGCAAACGCGUCUGGCGCCGAGGCGGGCCCGUUUUGUGCCUCCUGGGGACCGGCCGUGGGCGGUGCGCAGCUCCAGGACGCGACCUGGGGACGUGGUGGCCAGCGCCUUGCUGCAGACCCCUGAGCUUGGGGCGCUCUGUGGCCUCCGGGACCCGCAACAGGGUUACUUAUUGCUGAUGGAAAAGCGGCGGUUCUGAGGGGAAAGUUAAUAGCUUGCUUCGGUGACCAAAAGCAGUUUUCCAGAGCCAUGGGGACUUCCCAUCGGGCCCUCCUGGUCUCAGGCUGUCUUCUCACAGGGCUGAGCCUAAUCCUCUGCCAGCUUUCAUUGCCCUCUAUCCUUCCAAAUGAAAAUGAAAAGGUUGUGCGGCUGAAUUCAUCCUUUUCUCUGAGCUGCUUUGGGGAGAGUGAAGUGAGCUGGCAGUACCCCAUGUCUGAAGAAGAGAACCCCAAUGUGGAAAUCAGAAAUGAGGAGAACAACAGUGGCCUUUUUGUGACAGUGCUGGCAGUGGUCAAUGCCUCUGCAGCCCACACGGGAUUAUACACUUGCUAUUACAACCACACUCAGACAGAGGAAAAUGAGAUUGAAGGCAGACGCAUCUACAUCUACGUACCAGACCCAGAUGUAGCCUUUGUACCCCUAGGAAUGACAGAUUACUUAGUCAUUGUGGAGGAUGAUGAUUCUGCCAUCAUACCUUGUCGCACAACUGAUCCUGAGACCCCGGUGACCUUACUCAGCAGUGAUGGGGUAGUAAUGGCCUCCUAUGACAGCAGACAGGGCUUUAACGGAACCUUCGGUGUCGGGCCCUAUAUCUGUGAGGCUACUGUCAGGGGGAAGAAGUUCCAGACCAUCCCAUUUAAUGUGUAUGCUUUAAAAGCAACAUCAGAACUUGAUCUAGAAAUGGAAGCUCUUAAAACUGUAUAUAAGUCGGGGGACACGAUUGUGGUCACCUGUGCCGUCUUUAACAACGAGGUGGUUGACCUUCAGUGGACUUACCCUGGAGAAGUGAAAGGCAAAGGCCGGACAACGCUGGAGGAAAUCAAGGUCCCAUCCAUCAAACUGGUGUACACUCUGACGGUCCCUGAGGCCACGGUGAAAGACAGCGGAGAUUACGAAUGUGCUGCACGCCAGGCCACCAAGGAGGUCAAAGAAAUGAAGAAAGUCACCAUCUCUGUCCAUGAGAAAGGGUUCAUUGAAAUCAAACCCAACUUUAGCCAGUUGGAAGCUGUGGACCUGCAUGAAGUCAAACAUUUUGUGGUGGACGUGGAGGCCUACCCGCCUCCCAGGAUAUCCUGGCUGAAGGACAACCUGACUCUGAUUGAAAAUCUCACUGAGAUCACCACUGACAUAGAAAAGAUUCAGGAAAUAAGGUAUCGAAGCAAAUUAAAGCUGAUCCGUGCUAAGGAAGAAGACAGUGGCCAUUACACUAUUGUAGUGCAAAAUGAAGAUGACAUGAAGAGCUAUACUUUUGAACUGUUAACUCAGGUUCCCUCAUCUAUUCUGGACUUGGUGGAUGACCACCAUGGUUCUACUGGGGGACAGACCGUGAGAUGCACAGCUGAAGGGACACCUCUACCUGAUAUUGAGUGGAUGAUUUGCAAGGAUAUUAAGAAAUGUAAUAAUGAAACCUCGUGGAUGAUUUUGGCCAACAACAUCUCAAACAUCAUCACAGAGGUCCACCCGCAAGACAGGAGUACGGUGGAGGGCAGAGUGACUUUCGCCAAAGUGGAGGAGACCAUUGCGGUUCGAUGUCUGGCAAAGAAUCUCCUUGGGACUGAGAACCGAGAACUGAAGCUGGUGGCUCCCACUCUGCAUUCUGAACUCACGGUGGCGGCCGCAGUCCUGGUGCUGUUGGUGAUUGUCAUCAUCUCACUUAUUGUUCUGGUUGUCAUUUGGAAACAGAAACCGAGGUAUGAAAUUCGUUGGAGGGUCAUUGAAUCAAUCAGCCCUGAUGGACACGAAUAUAUUUAUGUGGAUCCGAUGCAGCUGCCUUAUGACUCAAGAUGGGAGUUUCCAAGAGAUGGACUAGUGCUUGGUCGUAUCCUGGGAUCUGGUGCAUUUGGGAAAGUGGUUGAAGGAACUGCCUAUGGAUUAAGCCGGUCCCAGCCUGUCAUGAAAGUAGCAGUGAAGAUGCUAAAACCCACAGCCAGAUCUAGUGAAAAACAAGCUCUCAUGUCUGAACUGAAGAUAAUGACUCACCUGGGGCCACAUUUAAAUAUUGUAAACUUGCUGGGAGCCUGUACCAAGUCAGGCCCCAUUUACAUCAUCACCGAGUACUGCUUCUAUGGGGAUUUGGUCAACUAUUUGCAUAAGAAUAGGGACAGCUUCCUGAGCCGCCACCCAGAGAAGCCAAAGAAAGGGCUGGACAUCUUUGGAUUGAACCCUGCUGAUGAGAGCACACGGAGUUACGUUAUUUUAUCUUUUGAAAACAAUGGUGACUACAUGGACAUGAAGCAAGCUGAUACCACACAAUAUGUCCCAAUGCUGGAAAGGAAAGAGGUUUCUAAAUAUUCAGACAUCCAGAGAUCACUGUAUGAUCGCCCAGCCUCGUAUAAGAAAAAAUCCAUGUUAGACUCAGAGAUCAAAAACCUCCUUUCGGAUGAUAACUCAGAAGGCCUUACUUUGUUGGAUUUGUUAAGCUUUACCUACCAAGUUGCCCGAGGCAUGGAGUUUUUGGCUUCAAAAAAUUGUGUCCACCGGGACCUGGCUGCUCGCAACGUCCUCCUGGCACAAGGGAAAAUUGUGAAGAUCUGUGACUUUGGCCUGGCCAGAGACAUCAUGCACGACUCGAACUACGUGUCAAAAGGCAGUACUUUUCUCCCAGUGAAGUGGAUGGCUCCGGAGAGCAUCUUUGACAACCUGUACACUACACUGAGCGACGUCUGGUCUUACGGCAUUCUCCUCUGGGAGAUCUUUUCCCUCGGUGGCACCCCCUACCCUGGCAUGAUGGUGGAUUCUACCUUCUACAAUAAGAUCAAGAGUGGGUACCGGAUGGCCAAGCCUGACCAUGCCACCAGUGAAGUCUAUGAGAUCAUGGUGAAGUGCUGGAACAGUGAGCCAGAGAAGAGACCCUCCUUUUACCACCUGAGUGAGAUUGUGGAGAAUCUUCUGCCUGGACAAUACAAAAAGAGCUAUGAAAAGAUUCACCUGGACUUCCUGAAGAGCGACCACCCCGCCGUGGCACGCAUGCGCGUGGACUCGGACAACGCCUACAUUGGCGUCACCUACAAGAACGAGGAAGACAAGCUGAAGGAGUGGGAGGGCAGCCUGGACGAGCAGAGGCUGAGUGCGGACAGCGGCUACAUCAUCCCUCUGCCUGACAUCGACCCUGUACCGGAGGAGGAAGACCUGGGCAAGAGGAACAGACACAGCUCACAGACCUCUGAAGAGAGUGCCAUCGAGACAGGUUCCAGCAGUUCUACGUUCAUCAAGAGAGAGGAUGAGACCAUUGAGGACAUUGACAUGAUGGACGACAUUGGCAUAGACUCCUCAGACCUGGUAGAGGACAGCUUCCUGUAACUGGUGGAUUCAGGGGGUACCUUCUACUCCUGGAGCCACCUGGGAUCUCUUUAAGAAAACCACUUUAUUGCAGUGCCAAGUUUGGGAGGAGGACCCGGAGGAUUGUAAAGAGAAGUUCUCAGCCAAGGGCCUCAGGGAGCCCUCUGACUAUGACUGACUGGGAUAUUUUGAAGUGAACGUGCUCAGUGUUGCCUCUUACAGUGCUGCAGUAGCAUCUCUGGUGUGUGAAGUUUGGAGGUGGACAAGGAAAUAAUAGGCUACGGAAGGUGAACUUUGUGUUUCAAGGGCAUUGGUGAGUUUCCAACAUAGAUGAUUCUGAAUGCAAGAAAGCUCCAGCAUUGUAAUUAUGUAAAUAACUCUAGUCAAGGAUAUGUUUAGAUCUGUGUGAACUAUCUCCUCUGGACUUCGGAAGAGACCACUCAACCCAUCGUGUACUUCCCGCUUGAAACCAGGUAUCAGCUGCUGUUGAACUUUCCUAUGAAGUACAUGCAAAACCACUUUUGAACCUUAAAAGGUACUGGUACUAUAGCAUUUUACUUUUUUUUAUUUUUAGUGUUAAAGAGAUAAAAGAUAAUAAUUAACCAAUCUUGUUUAAUAGAUCUGGGUCACUUAGAAGCCUAGCCACUCAUUUUCAUAUUGUAACCUAUGUUUAUAAUACUACUACUGUUUGUCAUAAAGCUCAGUGUGUAAUAUGUAACACAUUUUCCCUACAGAGAAAGCACAAUUUUUAAAAAGUCCUUACUAAGUAGGUGACAAGUUUGACAGUUUUUGACAUUUAUAUCAAAUAACAUAUGACUCCCUAUAAAAUAUGGUCAUAGCUUUAGUAGUUUAAAUUUAGUUGAAUAUAGAGAACAAAGUAAAAGUAGUGUCUUCCAGGAAGUCAGUGUUUUUAACUGUGUACUGAAUAGGUUCCUUAAUCUGUUGUACUAAAAACAAUUACCUGCCCUCUGAAGUAAUGGGAUUCAAAACAAACAAAACCCCUAAAUCCUAAUAUAAAAGCAUAAGCCUAUGCCUAGCACGACUUCUCAUGUUAUUAACCAGUGGGAAGUAUAAUCUUCAUCAAAGAUGAAGAGUUUGUUUGCAGAGGUUUUUAAAUUGUUUUUCAUGCCUGGUGAUUACUUUGGUGGAUCCCAACAUAUACAUUUUUAAAAUUCUACAAACCCUAAAAGAAUCAGAAGGAUGCCCUGUACAUCAAGCCCCCUUGCUUCGUCUCUUACCACAAGGACAAAUAGUAUUAAACUGAGAACAUAAAGGCAUUGUUUAGUGAAAGCUGUGUGUGCGUUAGCCUGGACCCGUGGAUUACAAAUGUAAUUGGUAACCAGGAUCCACAUUGUAGGUCUUCACCCCAGAGUUUCUGAAUUAAGCCCGGGGUGGGUUGGGGGGAGGAGCAGGAACCUGUAUUUUUAUAAACUCCCUGGCUGUUCUGAUCAGCGAAGUCUGGGAAACAACAACUUAGUUUACAGGAAGUUGCCACGGGGGGGAAAAUAACUUGAAAUUUGGAAGCUGGGCUACAAGUCAAUCACGCAGGAAGCCCACUAUUUAAGUCCUUGGUUUUGGGUCUGUGACAUUUAAUGAUAUAUAUCUAGUGAUUGCUACCCUUAAUUUAAAUUUCUGGUCUUAGAUGAGGCUGAGAAAACUAAAUCUUGGUUUGGCAGGUCUUCCAAAAGUGAAGACACUGGCUCUCCUUGCAUGGGGGAACUGAGCUGGCCACUAUCCCCAUCCCCAAAGGGGAACUGAACCCCCCUCUCCCUCCCCCAAAAGGCAUGUACAAAAAUGAUACGAUUCAGUGUGCCAAGUUGCUAUAUAACCAGGUCAAUAUUUUGGUGAAAAAAACUUAAAAAAACUUUUACUGAAAUUUUAGGGUUAGAUGGCAGGACAGAUUGUCGUAUCUGUUCAAACUGUCAAACUGAUUGGUGUGGGUUCCUUGGCAUUCUUUGCAACACCUUUAAAUGCUACCAGGCUAUGCAUGAAACAUGGGCUGUGAUGACUGCAAUCACUGUGUGCUCUUGCCAGGUGAUGCUGUGGCAGAUGCAGGAGCAAUAACAAGGUACUUGACUACCUACUGGAAUUAUCUCAGUGCAGGCCUCGACUUCCUUAGCCAUCCUUUGCACCGUAAGUGUGAAGACUGAGCCAGAUUGGCCAAUUAGAAAAGAAAACCUGAUUAAGUUCUGUAGAGCCAAUUAGACUUGAAAUACAUUUGUGUUUCUAGAAUCACAGCUCAAACAUUCUGUUUAUUGCUCACUCUCCCUUGUACAGCCUUUUCUUGUCAGCGCUUUGCAUUUUGGUCUUCCUUUGAGUCUUGCAUGACAUCAUGAGGCUGGAUGAAAAUUCUCGGACAAGCAGGUUCCAGUCGUAACUAAUGUUCCCACCUGAGUUCGUGUGUGGCUGCAUUUUUCUUUUUUUGUAAACAGUGUAUCAGAUUUGUUUCCUUUUUGGCCUCCUGCAGAGUCCCCAAAUGAAAAUUUGCCAAUCUUUCCUGCUUUCUAUUUUUAUGAAGACAAUCAAAGCUGGCCAGAGAAACACAAUUUGUGAUUUUUAAAAAUGAUCAGUGGUAUCCUUAAAAUGUGGUCUGCCAAUCUGUACAAAUGGUCCUAUUUUUGUGAAGAGGGACAUAAGAUAAAAUGAUGUUAUACAUCAAUAUGUAUAUAUGUAUUUCUAUGUAGACUUGGAGAAACAGUCAAAACGUAUAUGACAAGCUGUAUCACUGCCUUUGUUUAUAUUUUUUUAACUGUGAUAUUCCCCACAGGCACAUUAACUGUUGCACUUUUGAAUGUCCAAAAUUUAUAUUUUAGAAAUAAUAAAGAGAAAAAUACAUAAGUAUUCCCAAAACAGUGGUGUGGUGUGUGAGAACUAACUCAAUAGGAAGGGUCUCCUGAAACAAAACGUAUUACAAAAUGCCCCUAUUCAUGUUUUUGUUUUAAAACGUGUAAAUGAAGAUCUUUAUAUUUCAAUAAAUGAUAUAUAUAAUUUAAAGUUA
Messenger RNA from Manis pentadactyla (Chinese pangolin), 6821 nucleotides. It is a transcript of the gene PDGFRA, whose product is annotated as platelet derived growth factor receptor alpha. Gene Ontology annotation, cellular component: signaling receptor complex. Gene Ontology annotation, biological process: embryonic cranial skeleton morphogenesis; platelet-derived growth factor receptor signaling pathway; protein phosphorylation. The transcript is spliced from 23 exons. The coding region runs from base 575 to 3844 and encodes 1089 amino acids. The record is from RefSeq and is a predicted model, not a curated record. NCBI's taxonomy places the organism in Eukaryota, Metazoa, Chordata, Mammalia, Pholidota, Manidae. Gene Ontology annotation, molecular function: platelet-derived growth factor binding; ATP binding; platelet-derived growth factor alpha-receptor activity.